AUGCCAAAGUUUCAAUUUCUGGCCUCCAAAAGUGCUUCCACCGAUGACAUUAUUCUGCUAUCCACUAGGAACCCUAAAUUCUUGCAAUUGAGCCUCAAGAACAACAUAAUCCCUACUUAUGGAAUGCUGAGAACCUACUUUCAAUCCGAUGAGAAAAUGAUCCAUUGCAUUGCUUCUUUUCCUAUUUCGUUUAUGGAGGCUCGUUUGGUAAAAAGUGUCAAGAUGUUGGCUGAUGCAGGAGUCUCUGACUCUACUAUCGGCUAUUUGUUGCGUACCAGGAUUUCAGUGCUUUUGUCUGCUAGCUUUAGGAAGCAGGUGGAUGAAAUAAAGGAAUUAGGAAUUGAUCCUUCAACUGUUAAGUUCGCCAUAGCUUUGCGUGCCAAAAAAACUGUACCGAAAUCACUGUGGGAUGCGAAAGUCGAUGUCUUGAAGAGCUGGGGUUGGUCUAAAGAAACAAUGUCCCAAGCAUACAGGAGAAACCCUUUAUGUAUGCUAUCAUCUAAGGAUAAGAUUAAUGAGGUGACGAAAUUUUGGGUCAAUCAAUUAGGUUGGGACCCUUUGGCUCUUGCCAAGUUUCCAUGGCUUUUUGGAUAUAGUUUGAAGAGAAAGCUUAUUCCAAGGGCUUUUGUUCUGCAGUAUUUACUUUCAAGAGGUCUGAGAAACAAGAAUGAUGAAUUAAGUAACCCAUUUUUUAUUUUUGAAGAGUUGUUCGUUAAAAGGUUUGUGGAAUGUUUUCUCGAGGAAAGGUUUCAACUACUUAAGAUAUACCAUGAGAAAAAAGGAUGUUCAUGA
Arachis stenosperma is the source of this 792-nucleotide messenger RNA. RefSeq names its product transcription termination factor MTERF5, chloroplastic-like. Gene Ontology annotation, molecular function: double-stranded DNA binding. Gene Ontology annotation, biological process: chloroplast organization; regulation of DNA-templated transcription. Gene Ontology annotation, cellular component: chloroplast. NCBI's taxonomy places the organism in Eukaryota, Viridiplantae, Streptophyta, Magnoliopsida, Fabales, Fabaceae. Bases 1 to 792 code for a protein of 263 amino acids. The transcript has a single exon. The record is from RefSeq and is a predicted model, not a curated record.